UUUCCCAUCUCAUUCUUCUUCCUACCUUCUCCUUCCUCUCGCUGUUCUCUCUUUCCAACAAAAACGCUCGCACGAAAAGGAAACAAUAAAAAAGCUCUCUUCUCUCUGUCGCUCUGUGUUACUAUCAAUGCCUGCGCAGAAGCGUUCUCUGUCAGAGAAUCUGGACGAUGAAGAGCCUCAUCACCAGCAUACCGAGCAAUCUCGGCCCGAACCAGAAGACGAAGAUGAUGUAGAAGGAGAAGGAGAAGGAGAAGAGCAGCAAGAUGAAGAAAAAGAAGUCGAGGAAGAAGAUGAAGAAGAAGUGGGUGGAGGAGGAGAAGAAGAAGAAGAAGAAGAAGAAGAAGAAGAGGAAGGAGAUGAUGAUGAAGCGGAGGUUAAGCAACCUCAUCAAGAACAAAUGCUACAUCAAGAAAACGAUGAAGAUGAUGAAGAUGAAGCAGAAGAUUCUGAGGGCAGCCCAUCUUCUAUCUCCCAAGAAAAACCCGAAUUUGUUUUUGUACGACUGACGGACAUUCGUAAAGAUGUGCAGUGUCCUAUCUGUCUUGGGAUUAUUAAAAAAACCCGAACUGUAAUGGAAUGCCUUCACCGCUUUUGCCGGGAAUGCAUUGACAAAUCAAUGCGAAUGGGGAAUAAUGAGUGUCCUGCUUGCCGCACACAUUGUGCCAGUAGACGCUCUUUGAGAGAUGAUCCAAACUAUGAUGCCCUAAUUGCAGCUCUAUAUCCAGAUAUUGAUAAGUAUGAGGCAGAGGAAUUGGCAUUUCAUGAAGAGGAGAGGACACGUAAUAAGCAGAUUCAAGCGUCGAUUGCCCAAAUUUUUCAACGACAAUCAGAAGCUUUAGUUAAGAGACGCACGGGUAAAGAUACAGGAGGUCCAUUUAUGACAAGAUUGCAGCGCGGUAGUCGGACUGCUCAUUCAAGGAGACGAAACUGCCGAGGCAUUGAACUUCAAGGAUCUGAGGAUAAUGAAGACGAAAAUGAUAACAAGGAUUCAUCCUCUGCUGAUGAACGAUGUACAGAGGUCAGGCAAAAAAGGCGCAAGAGACGGGCAGGAAUCAGGUCAUCUCUGCCUUCCUCAUCAGCAGCCAAUUCAGAUGUUGGGUGCACUGAAAAUGAUUUAGAUGUCAGCAGAGAAAACAGAGGAAUAUCUCCUGGGCUUGUUUGGAACUCUGAAAUGCUUGCUUGGGGCCGGGCUGGUACCCGGAGUCACACAAGGUACGGGAAUGCUAGCAGCUGCAGCAGUAAGAGUGCCCAAAAUGCCCGCUUGUCUAAGUUGGUUGAUUAUCUCCGGAGCUUAGAGGAGAACAACGACGAGUCAGAUGUUCAUCUCAUGCUUAUUUCUCUGGACAAGGAAACACCAAGUUUGCAGCAGCCACACCUUUGCUGUCGGCCAAGUUUGUCUGUUAAACACCUAUGUGAAUACAUUGCUCGACGGACGCCUUUACAAGCUGACGACAUUGAAAUAUGGGCCCUAAAAGGGCAAGACACUUUGGGUGGGUUUAAAUCCAAUAGCAUUUUGGAAAAUGCAGAUGAUCUAGAUCCUGUGCCCAUGCUGGUUGAUCCAUGCAAGGACCAGCUACAACUUCUGCAACAGCACGAAGAUUUGGGAAGGCUUAAAGCCACAUACAUUUCCAGCAUGAACCAUUUGAUUUUAGCGUACCGGCCGAAGCAGACUGGUUAAUUUUCCAAGACUUGCCAGCAUUCUAGAAUCGUAGAAGUUCAUCUCAUUUGCUGUUGAUAAGAGAGCUAGUAGUAGAUGAUAGUCAUAGAGAGGUCACGGGAUGAAUUGAACCUAUUUGAAGGAUUUUUCCAGUUACAUCGUUGAUAAUGUAAAUCUAUCCCGAUUAAUAAUUUUAAGAAAUCAACACAACAGCUUUCUUUAUCAUACAGUUUUCUUUUUGUUUUCUGAGGUUUCAUUUGAUAGUUGCCGGACAUUUUAUUGUAUACUCGUGCUUGUUUAUUGAUGCCAUUUUUUA
This is a messenger RNA of Juglans regia (Persian walnut), 1973 nucleotides long. RefSeq names its product putative E3 ubiquitin-protein ligase RING1a. The transcript is spliced from 10 exons. The record is from RefSeq and is a predicted model, not a curated record. The coding region runs from base 128 to 1678 and encodes 516 amino acids. Lineage: Eukaryota; Viridiplantae; Streptophyta; Magnoliopsida; Fagales; Juglandaceae.